Messenger RNA from Syngnathus acus (greater pipefish), 974 nucleotides. It is a transcript of the gene lamp3, whose product is annotated as lysosome-associated membrane glycoprotein 3. Lineage: Eukaryota; Metazoa; Chordata; Actinopteri; Syngnathiformes; Syngnathidae. The transcript is spliced from 7 exons. Bases 87 to 842 code for a protein of 251 amino acids. Gene Ontology annotation, cellular component: membrane. The record is from RefSeq and is a predicted model, not a curated record.
AAAAAAAAAAAAAGCCUUUACAUUGACAUGGUCUCACCACAGAGGAAGCAUCGCUGAGCAAGUCAUUCUUUUGCAUUUGUUUGAUAAUGCAAGAAGGUGCUACAAGCGGAUGGCCUUUACUUUUCUUGGCUGUUUUAAUUCCAGGUGUCCACUUGGUUGGAAAUGAUACAUCUAUUUUGGCUGCGUCAAGUUUUGGGGCUCGCGUCGACCGGCCAGUCCUACACCCUACUGAGGCUCUCCCUGUACCAGGAACCUACACUCUGGCCAACCCCGAGGGGGAACCAUGCAUCAAAGCUACCCUGGGAGCACAGUUUAUCAUCAUCAUAAAGAAGAAGAGCUGGUUUUACAACUUGGACCCCCUUAAGGUCACAGUUAGGGGUUCCUGUCACAGGGAGUCGGCAGUCUUGUCUCUCUCGCUACCCGAUAAUGCCGCCAGCCUGCAGUUCGCCUUCAGAAAGGAAAAGAAUCAAGUCUACGUCAGCAAGCUGACUGCUUCGGUGUCUCCUCAGCCCGUCUGUUUAGGAUGUGCGAAUAAGACGUACUCGGGUUUGGUGUCACGUGACAAGCUCUUUGCGGAACCCAACGGCCAAAGCUUUUGGUGCAAAUCUCCAACCGUGCUUCUGAUAUCUUCAGAAAUGAGUAUUAAGCUGGUACCUCUCCAUAUGCAGGCAUUUGGUGUGCCCAGCGGACAAUAUGGACAAGUGAAUGAGUGUUUGGCUGAUUAUAACAAGAGGACCAUCCCUGUCAUCCUUUGGGCUGUAGCAGUUGGCCUUUUGUUGAUUAUUCUCGUGAUUUUCUUAAUGAUGAGAGAAAAUCGUACUCGAGACUACGAAAGCCUUUGAGCUCUUCCUGAAACUGUCAUUUAUUAUUUGAAAUGGGUCAUAAAAAAAGGUCAAAAUAUGUAUGUCAAAUAUUUGUUGUUAAUAAAUAAUUCUGUAUUAUUUUUAUGUAUUAAAUAAAGAAAUACAAUUCUU